Messenger RNA from Priapulus caudatus, 1018 nucleotides. RefSeq lists its product as uncharacterized. Lineage: Eukaryota; Metazoa; Priapulida; Priapulimorpha; Priapulimorphida; Priapulidae. The coding region runs from base 308 to 1015 and encodes 235 amino acids. The transcript has 4 exons. The record is from RefSeq and is a predicted model, not a curated record.
GGGCCUUGUUUGGGGCAACCUAAAUAUUUACAGGUUAAUGUUAUAUUCUCUAUUUCACAAAACCUGCGUGAAAGAAGAAUCUCUACGCCGUUCUCUGCGUCCCUAUUGGUACGGUUUCGCUGCAAUAAACCGUCGUAAAAAUGCCACAACUUUGCGAUACCGGAUAAAAACCCCGGUACUGCGCUGGCGUGAAUUUUCUAUGACACCCCGCCGCCAUGUUUAAAUAACGAACAACAACAGGUGAGACAGGUAAGGCGUCAAGUUGAGUUUCCCACAGUAGAGACAACCGAGGCAAGAGGCUGCAGCAAUGGGUACUCGUACCUGUACAGGUCUCGUCAUACUAUUCCUGUCCCUUGCCACAUUCCUAGCAGUAAUAUCCUACUCCGUCAACCACUGGGGACAACUCAACUUCUACUCUGCUACAUUCGGUCUCUGGAAGAUCUGUGACCAGCCCGUGCGACUGCCCUACCGGAUCGAGUGUCGCUGGAUCCACGAGUCGAGGGAGCGGCGUGACCAGUACGCUCGGCAAAACUAUAACGCUGAGUAUCGCGGCAUCAGCGGUGCAAACAACAGGAACAGCUACGGAAGCAACCGUUACAGCAACAGAUACAACGAUAAUAGAUAUUACGAUAACAAAUAUGGCAGGAUGCCAUAUCAGACAAGGGAAUAUCCAGAUUGGUUCCUCGCGUGCGAGGUGUUGUUCACGAUCUCCAUGCUGUCUCUUGUCGUCUGCCUCAUCCUGCUGCCCUUCUACAGCUGCCUCUGUUCGAAGGAAGGCAGAUGCUUCGUCUGUCUUGGUCGAACGAUCUUCACGUUACUCGCCAUCGCAUUGCUCGUGAAGGGAGUUGCACUGCUAGUGUUUGCACUGAGCGUGCACACGGGAGAUAGAGACGACAUUAAGGGAAAUACGAUCGUUGGACUUGGCUGGGGCUUCUAUCUCAUGGUCGGUUCGUGGGUCAUGACUGCCCUGUCUGUGGCUGUUACGGUAAUUACACACAGACGGGCUCUCGACUAGAGA